GACUUUCUUGUUGUACACUCCUUCUUUCUUUCUUUCUUUGUUUUGUUGUUGAGGGUUUUGAGGGUUUUAUUAGUGGGUGUGUCUUAAAACUAAUUUUAACUCUUUCAGUAACACACCCACACACACACACACACACACACACACACACACACACAGAGCGUUGUGGCCGGAGUGGUGUGUGCUUCCUGGCUUAUUGUGAAGUGGGCCAUUCAGACCGAGGGGCCAAAUGGGGCAGGAAGUGUGAGACUGCCCCCCAUCUACCCCCAACAUCCCCCUCUUUACUUCAGCAUGAGGAACAUUUCUCGCCUUCUCCUGCCACAUCCUGUUAGCAACACCAGCUUCUUUAUCCUUAUCGCUCUGUCAUGAGCUUUUAAAAAUUUUUAUUAUACCGCAACAGGGACCUGGAGGUGUGUGUGUAUCUGUGUGUGUGUGAGUGAGAGAGAGUGAGAUGGACCCUUACUGGAUUAAAUGGAGUUUUUUAAAGUCAGAGAAAUGUUGGAAACGUGUGGAUCAUUAACGGGUUAACGAUAUGGAGACCUCAUCACCACGGCGACGCCGCCGUUACCAUGACGGUUCCCUGACUCGACGACGGCAACGCUGUUAUGAGGUGGAGGCAAAGGAGGCAUGUGAUUGGCUGAGAGCAGCAGGGUUCCCGCAGUAUGUGCAGCUCUAUGAAGCCUCUCUCUUCCCCAUCGAUAUCUCCUCGGUCAGGAGGGAUCAUGAGUUUUUGGAUCAUGACUCGGUGCGAGCGUUAUGCAGGAGAUUGAUGACUUUGAACAAAUGCGCCACUAUGAGUCUGGAAGUUCACUUCCGCUGCAAACAGAGCGAGGAUUCCGAGGAGGAUGAUGCGUGUGCGCUGAGCUCCCGUUGGGCGUUUCAGCGUGACAGUAAAACCUGGUCCCGCCUCCAGACCAACAUUGACGGCAUGAUGACCCUGAGGCCAUCAGCCAGCAGCGACAGCGUCCUGAGUGAUGUGACCUCGUUGACCUCUGACCUCAGCCUCAGCAGCCUGAGCCUGGACGUUGCCCGGGAAACCACUUCUCCAGAGGUCACGACCUAUAGAGAGGCCACAGAAUGCGACGGCGACGACGACUCCUCCUCUGCGCCUCGUUCUGUCCGAGAAAAAGUGAAACGUUCUUCCAGGCUCCUUUUGAGAAGGAUGGAGUCUCUACGGCGACAGAAAGAGGCGGUUGCUAAGGGCGUUUCCACGGAAACUCAUCCCCAGGAGGCGGAGUUACGUCCAGAACGUAGCUUGUCAAAAAGGACCGCGAAAGGGAUCAGUGCCGCAGUGGAUGCGGGAUGGAAGUCGCGUACGAGGCGGCAUAGCGGCGCCGACCAAUCAGCAGCUGACGUCAAGCCUCAGAGGGCGUGUCUUUAUCUGGAGGACUACCAGUUAGCAUGGGAGCGGUCCAAACUGACACAUCAGAGGAGUCACCUGGGAAUACCGGGGAGGGUCGUUCAUCUUCCUUCGGAUCACAAACCUGGAACUUUCCCCAAGUCGCUGUCCAUCGAGAGCCUUUGUCCGACUUCUUUCUCUCAGCGCGGCGACCGGAUUGGCUGGCCAAGCGAGGAUGGAGAAUUCUCAUUGGACGGCACCAGCAGUUGCCUCAGCGAAUCACAAGACUUCGUUUCACCCACACUGGGGAAACGUCAAAACUCGGUGGAUUCGAUAAGCUCGGUUUACGACAACGUCCCGAACACCUUUGUGGAUUCUCCAGAAGUUCCGGAAGUUUGCGUUCAGAGCUCGGAGGACGUGUUCGACCAUCUGGACGCCAUUUUGCAGCACAUCCACGGACUGCAGGACAACAUCGACGAGUGGUCUAACUCGCUGGGGCGACAGCUGGACGGGAGCGAAUCGAUGACAGAAAGUACGUUACCCAGCAUGCUUCAGGAUGAUGAGCGCUCGGAUUACGAAAGCGCCGGAAAUUCGCUGAACGAUGGAGACGGAGAGAGAGACCUGAGAGAACGGAGGGAUUCGGGAGUCGGAGCGUCUCUCACUCGGCCCAGCAGGAAGCUGCGAUGGCACAGUUUUCAGAAUUCUCAUCGCCCGAGCGUGACAUCAGCGUCACAGGAGAUUAACCGCCAGUCAGCGGCGCAGCUGAACCUGCUGCAGAAAUACAGCCUGCUGAGACUCACGGCCAUUCUGGAGAAACACUGCGACACGGGCAAGCACGGCCGGGGCUGGACGGUGCCGAAGUUCAUGAAACGUUCUAAAGUUCCUGAUUACAAAGACAAGCGAGUGUUUGGGGUUCCACCAAUCGUAAACGUCCAGCGCAGCGGUCAGCCCCUCCCCCAGAGCAUACAGCAGGCCAUGAGGUACCUACGGAGCCAGUGUCUCGAGAAGGUGGGAAUUUUCCGGAAGUCCGGAGUGAAAUCCCGCAUCCAGGCCCUCAGGCAGCUGAACGAUAAUUCCCCAGAUCAUGUGACCUAUCAGGGCCAAUCAGCUUACGACGUUGCUGACCUGCUGAAGCAGUACUUCAGAGAUCUACCAGAACCCAUCCUCACCUCCAAACUCACACAAACCUUCCUGCACAUCUACCAGUUCGUCCCUCAGCAGCAGAGGUUCCAGGCGGUGCAGUGUGCCGUGUUCCUCCUGCCCGAUGAGAACCGGGAGGUUCUGCAGACGCUGCUCUACUUCCUCAGUGACAUCAGCACGGCGGAGGAGAACCAGAUGACGGCACACACACUCGCUGUGUGUCUCGCUCCCUCCAUCCUGCACCUCAACACCUCCAAACGAGACGCGGCUUCACACAGGCUGAUUAGCAAACGGGGCAGAGCCAAACCAGACCACAAGGACCUGAGUGAGAACAUGGCGGCCACUGAGUGCCUGAGUCACAUGAUCACAGAGUGUAAAAAGCUGUUUCAGAUUCCUCAGGAGAUGAUGCUGCAGGCGUGUAGCUCGUACGUGUUAGCGGACGCUCAGCCGCUGCCUCUGCACGCGCUCGGAGUGAACAAACGAGGAGAGAAGGUGGACUAUCGCGUCUACCUGGAGGACAACUUGCAGUGUUUACUGAGAGAUACAGCCGAGAAGGGCAAGGGGUGGCACAGCGCAGCGGGACCUCCACACACUGAGCUCGCCUACAAGAAGGUUGGAGAUGGGCACCCGAUUCGCCUGUGGCGUGUUUCCGUGGAGAUCGAGGCUCCACCCACAGUGGUUUUGCACCGUGUGCUGAGAGAGCGCCACCUGUGGGAUGAGGAUCUGCUGCACAGCCGCGUGAUGGAGAGUCUGGAGAACAACACCGAGGUGUUUCAUUACAUCACCGACAGCAUGGCGCCUCACCCACGCCGAGACUUCGUAGUGCUCCGGCGUUGGUGUACAGAUCUCCCUCGCGGUGUGUGUGUUCUCAUCUCCUCGUCUGUCGAUCACGGCAGCGUGCAGCUGGAGGCGGGGCUUAGAGCGGUGCUUCUGACAUCACGUAUUAUGAUUGAGCCAUGCGGAAAGGGGCGGAGCCGACUAACACAUUACUGCAGAGCGGAUCUACGGGGGCGCUCUCCCGACUGGUAUAAUAAAGUGUUUGGUCACCUGUGUGCAGCGGAGGUUGCUAGGAUACGCGGCUCGUUCCCCGUUCUGACAGCAAGAGGACCCGAGACCAAACUCUGAGACUGAGGGAGUGAGCGAAGGGAGUGACGAGGCAGAGGUUUACAGGGGAAAGACUUGAUCUAAUCUGAAACCAGAUCAGACCAAAUCUGAUCACCAAAGCUUGGACCAAGCCAAACUACUCAGAUUAGACACAUAACACUGGAUCAGAAAAGUUACCAUGAUGUCAAAUCUGAUUAGACAAGAUCAAACCAGACCAGUUUUAGAUUAGACCUAAUCCAGUUAGACCCAAUUAAACCAGAUUAGACAAAAGCAAUACUUUAAAUGAUCACAUAGAAACAGAUCAGUGUCCAGAUGUACACUAUUACACAAACUACACUAACAGAGAGCAGAUCGGAUUAGAUUGGAUCAAAAAAAUUUGACCUGAUUAUAUCAAAUCAGAUUGAGGAAACUUGAAUCAGACAAGAUUGCACAUGAUCCAAACUAGAGCACCUGACUUGCUCAAGACCAUAUCUGAUUUGCUCAGAAAACAUUGAUCCAGAUCAGAAAUCAAAUGAGAUCAGACCAUAUCACAUCAGCACAGACCAGGCCAACACGUUAAACUAGAAUAAUAAAAGAUCAGAUCAAAACAGAUCAGAGGAGAAUUGACUAGAUCAAACCAGAUUACACCUAAUUAGAUGAGGAAACAUCAGACCAGAGAUUAGAUUAGAUCAUACCAAGACCAGAUCAGAAAAAAACAAGGUAAUGCCAAACCAGCUUGGAAGAGCGUAACACAUUACACUAGAUCAGAUGUGAUCAGCUCAAAAUAGAUUAGAUAUGUUUGGACAGAUCACACUGAACCAAAUUAGACAAGGACAGAUCAAACCAGAUUAGACCUGAUCAGACCUGAUUAGAUCAAUCCAGUUUAGAUCAGAAAUUGAAAUAUAAUAAACCAAAGAAUAGACCAGAUCUGGACACAUCAAAUCAUCAGAUCAGACUGGAUUACAUUACACUAGAUCAGAUCAGAGAUGAUCGGACAAGAUCAACACAAAUUAGUCACAUUGGUUUAGUUCGUAUCUCUAAACUAUAAAGUCUUAAGCUCUCUCUUUUAACACAAUAUGAAUAUUCAGUCAGCUCGCAGACCAACACUCGAGCAGCCAAUCAGAAGUCAGAUAUGUAAAUAUGUAAAUGAGCAGAUGAUUUGAAUAGGAAAGCUAUCAGGAGUCACACCGGGGGCGGAAGCUGUCCCAGAUUUAUCCCUGCAUUAUGCACAAUGGCUGUGUGUGUGUGUGCGUGUGUGUGUGUGUGCGUGUGUGUGUGUGUGUGUGUGCGUGUGUGCGUGUGUGUGUGUGUGGGUUCUCCAGGAAAUAAAUAUCAUUCUGAAAAGCAAGCAGUAUUUUUAUCACAAAUCUGAAAUUUUUUUUAUUUACACACACACACAAAAACUUACACACUUUCAACACUGUGACUGCCGCAAAUCGUGUGUGUGUGUGUGUGUGUGUGUGUGUGUGUGUGUGUGUCGGUCUGCCUGAGAGAGACAGUAAAAAUGAGGAUCUAAAGCCAUUUUGUUUGACCUUUGACCUUUAAUUCAAACUCAGGUAAAGAUUUUUCACACAGAUCUGCAGAUGAUAUUAGAUCAGGAAAACAUUAGACCAGAGAUUAGAUUAGAUCAUACCAAAUUAUAAAUGCAUUUAAACAUUAAAAGAUCAGACUUUAUGCUAGAGCAGAAAAUAUCAAUGAUUAGACCAGAUCAGAAAAAACAACUUUAGCCAGAUCAGACCAAACCAGAUUAGACCAGAUCAGACCAAACCAGAUUAGACUAAACCUGGUUAAACCAGAUUAGCUCAAACAAGAUUAGACCAGAUCAGACCAAACUACAUGAAACAAAACCAGAUCAGAUCAAACCAGAUUAGACAAGAUGAAACCAUACCAGUUUAGACCAGAUCAGAUGAAAGCAGAUUAGACCAAACCAGAUUAGACCAGACUAUAUCUGAUCAAAAAUGAAUUAUCUUAGAGACUAUACAAAACUCAAACUAAAAUACAUUACAGCAGUCCAGACCAGACUAAAUACCUGAUCAAAAACAAACUCAAUCCAGAUUAGACCAGAUCAGAUCAAACCAGAUUAGACCAGAAUAAAAAGGUAAUGGCGAUAAAAAUCAAACUAGACAUCAGUCAUCUAACGAGUAAAGGGUCAUGGUUAUUUCUACGCUGUUCAUUAGGACACGCCCACAUCCGAUUGCGUAAUGUUUAUCGGUGUUUUUUCAUUCAGCUGAUUCAGGAGUUUUGGACGUCAUUACAUGGUGUCUGUUUACUCAUUGGAUAGUGAGGUUUAGAUUAGACACAGAUUGACACUGUGUUGUGCGCUGUGUAAAAAGUGUUUAUUUUUUAAAGAUCACAGUGUUUCGUACAAUCGAUUAUUGACCAACAAAUAAAUCAAAACGUUGAUGUAUUUAUAGAAAAGUGCCGAUUUUUUCAGGACAAAUUUAUUUUCUGAACAUUUGUUUCUGUGUAUAUUAUUGUAUAUUAAUGUGUUUUCUAAAAGCCUGUGUGUGUGUGUGUGUGUAUGUGUGUGUGUGUGUGUGUGUGUGUGUGUGCGUGUGUGUGUGUAUGUGUGUGUGUGUGUGUGUGUGUGUGCGUGUGUGUGUAAGUGUGUGUGUCUUUUGCUCUGGUUUAUUGGCAGUAAUUCUCUCAGGCGUUAUGUAAGAAGACGUUUUGUAUUUAUGGCUGUAACAUAAUGCUUUAAUUAAUUCAUUCACUUCAAUUAUGUGUGUGUGUGUGUGUGUAUGUGUGUGUGUGUGUGUGUGUGUGUGCGCGCGUGUGUGUGUGUAUGUGUGUGUGUGUGCCCCUUAUAUGCCACACGUGCCUUGAAUUGCGCUGAGAUCUCAGUAUAAUUUAUUUCUGUGAUUCGUAUGUCUCAAUUUCUUUAUUGUUUCUUUUUUUUAAAAAAAAAAAAAAAGAUAAAUUAAUUAACAAAUUCAGAGGAUAAAAAAAAAUUAAAAAUUGUCUGAAUUGUUCUUGUUGCUUACACUAUUGACAUUUUUUUUAUACAUUUUUUUCUGACUGAAAAAAAAAUUAGUGUGUGCCGAAAAAAUUAAUAA
This is a messenger RNA of Pangasianodon hypophthalmus (striped catfish), 6615 nucleotides long. It is a transcript of the gene stard8, whose product is annotated as StAR-related lipid transfer (START) domain containing 8. The transcript is spliced from 14 exons. The record is from RefSeq and is a predicted model, not a curated record. Bases 530 to 3601 code for a protein of 1023 amino acids. Gene Ontology annotation, molecular function: lipid binding; protein binding; GTPase activator activity. Lineage: Eukaryota; Metazoa; Chordata; Actinopteri; Siluriformes; Pangasiidae. Gene Ontology annotation, biological process: actin cytoskeleton organization; signal transduction; regulation of Rho protein signal transduction.